GAAACCCUGGCCGCCGAGCCGCGGGUGAGGUGGCGGCACGGGUGAGGGGGUGCGAGCACCGGAGCCGAGCGAGCUGGGCGGUGGACCGCAGCACGACGAUUACGGCGGGUCUCGGGUGCGCUAGCCGCGGAGCGUGGGGUCCGACCGAGAAGGGGCUGGAGCCCGGCUUGGGAAAGAAGAAAUGAUGUAAGUAAUUCACUAUCCAAACUUUAAGAUCAGAGGUGAGAAGGAAGGUCAGGAAGACUAUGGCCUGGCCAAAUAUUUUUCAGAGAGGAACUCUGUUCUCCCGGUUCAGCCAUCAUCAUGUUGUUGUGUUCCUGCUCACCUUCUUCAGUUAUUCGUUGCUCCAUGCAUCAAGAAAAACUUUCAGCAAUGUCAAAGUCAGUAUCUCUAAGCAGUGGACCCCAAGUGCUUUUAACAAGUCUAUUAGACUGCCUGUAGAGAUCUGGAACAGCAACCAUUUGUUUCCCAGUGCAGAGGAGGCCACUCUUUUCCUCGGGACCCUGGAUACUAUUUUCCUCUUCUCUUACGCUGUGGGCCUUUUCAUCAGUGGAAUUGUUGGUGAUCGGCUUAAUUUACGAUGGGUUCUGUCUUUUGGCAUGUGCUCUUCUGCGCUAGUGGUCUUCGUCUUUGGCACAGUCACAGAAUGGCUGCAUUUCUACAACAAGGGGCUCUACUGCUGCCUGUGGAUCAUAAAUGGCCUGCUGCAGUCCACUGGUUGGCCCUGUGUGGUUGCUGUUAUGGGCAAUUGGUUUGGGAAAGCUGGGCGAGGAGUUGUUUUUGGUCUCUGGAGUGCCUGUGCUUCAGUGGGCAAUAUUUUGGGAGCGUGCCUAGCUUCUUCUGUUCUGCAGUACGGUUAUGAGUAUGCCUUUCUGGUGACAGCGGCUGUGCAGUUUGCCGGUGGGAUCGUCAUCUUCUUUGGACUCCUGGUGUCACCAGAAGAAAUCGGUCUCCCAGGUAUCGAGGCAGAAGAAAAUUUUGAAGAAGACUCACACAGGCCAUUAAUUAAUGGUGCUGAAAACGAAGACGAAUAUGAGCCCAAUUAUUCCAUCCAAGAAGGCAGUACUGUUACCCAGGUCAAGGCAGUAAGCUUUUAUCAGGCCUGCUGUCUUCCUGGAGUUAUACCGUACUCACUGGCCUAUGCCUGCUUGAAGUUAGUAAAUUACUCCUUCUUCUUCUGGUUGCCCUUUUAUCUGACUAACAACUUUGGAUGGAAGGAGGCUGAAGCUGACAAGUUGUCCAUUUGGUACGAUGUUGGAGGAAUUAUAGGUGGAACUUUGCAAGGUUUCAUCUCUGACAUAUUACAGAAGAGGGCUCCGGUUUUAGCUCUCAGUCUGCUUCUGGCCAUUGGGUCCCUCGUUGGAUAUAGCCGUUCUCCAAACGAUAAGUCCAUUAAUGCACUUCUGAUGGCGGUGACAGGAUUUUUUAUUGGUGGACCUUCUAACAUGAUUAGCUCUGCUAUUUCUGCGGACCUUGGUCGCCAAGAGCUGAUCCAAGGGAGCAGUGAGGCUUUGGCAACCGUCACAGGAAUUGUUGAUGGAACUGGAAGCAUUGGAGCUGCGGUGGGCCAGUAUUUAGUGUCUUUGAUCCAGGACAACCUGGGAUGGAUGUGGGUGUUCUACUUUUUCAUUCUCAUGACAAGUUGUACAAUUUUAUUUAUCUCGCCAUUAAUAGUGAGGGAAAUCUGCUAUCUUAUGCAAAGACGACAGGCUCAUGUAUUGAGUGAGUGAGUGUUGCCCACAGAAGAGAAGAACAAUGGGAGACACAUCAGACUAUUAUUUUUUUUAACUCACCCUAUUGGGGGUUGUCUUAAGAGCUCCAACAAAACCUCAGAUGGUCAAGCCUCUUUCAGCAGUGUCAGCUGCUUGAGAUGCUGACCGGUGGUGAAGGCUGGGCCGCUUUUCUGCACUGCCUGAGUUAUUGUGGAUGAUUUUCAUUGUUGCUUCAUAAAUGUACUGAAUGGCCUAUGAAUCUGCCAGCCUCUUUAUUUGGCCUGUUGAGGUUUAUCCUUUUAACCUGAAAUACUGUCUUGGACUUGGACCCUAAUUCUCCAGCCUGGAAAGUUGAGUGGCCAUGAGACCGUCGCACAUGGUUUGCAUCAAUGACGGGCUCCGUGAAUAGGAAAGGAUCGUUGGAUUUUGCUUUGAUAAUGAGCUUGCAGAGAGCGGCUCAUCUUUGAAGCAUCAAAUCCUGGUAGAGUGCUCAAGCUGGAUCAAGCAUCAGCCUGCCUUGGACAAAGAAGCCCUUUGUUAACUGUGGUGGGAAAAAUCACACUACAUGGUGACUGGCUCAGUCACUCUCUCUGAUCUAAAGUUACUCAGCUCCAGAAGCAGAAAUACCUUCAAAUUAUUGUCAGCUCCUUCUCUUCUGUCUUCAUUCAAAAUUAACUUCGACUCCUGAAGUACUCAGUCUUCCUUUCAAGGACCAUAAGGUACAUCAUCAGUUGUCAUGAACAUUCCAAGGUGUAGCUCACAGCUGAAGUACUCAACCCCAGAUUUGCUCUCUGGGAACAUUAGGAUCCACUAGGACGCUGAUCUGCUUAGCCCUAUUUUCAGAGAAUUGAUCUUUCUCACGACCGGGUUCCUUGAGUUACCUCAGCAGAAGACUAGAAUUAGAGACAGAGGGAAGACCUUUUGUCCUAGUAAGCAUUAAGUAUGUGACCUUGAAUCACAUUAAUGGGUUACUAGGGCUUGGGAACUAGGUAUCUAUUCUUUAGAAGUUUGUAGCGUGUAUGUCUUCAAGGCUGUGAAUUCUCUACUAAUUAUCAAUAUUUUUAGGUCAUUCUGUAUAUGUAUUUUAAAUUAUGGAAACAAACUAGGGGGAAAAUGUGCAAUUUUGUGGGCUGCCUAAUUUGUGUUGGGUUAGGGAAUAUUUUUCAGCUUCUUGCUUUAUACUCUAAAAUGUGGUGUGUAAAUUUAUGAACUUGUUAAUGUUAUUUAAUCAAGGAGAUUUCCAAUCAGUUAAUUCCUUAUUACUGACAAAAAAGGGAAAAUACGAAACACAGGAAGGGAAAAUAAACUGACUUUUAUAGUAAA
Molecule: messenger RNA, 3035 nt
Organism: Ailuropoda melanoleuca (giant panda)
Lineage: Eukaryota; Metazoa; Chordata; Mammalia; Carnivora; Ursidae
Gene: SLC37A3
Product: solute carrier family 37 member 3
Exons: 15
Coding region: 246-1730 (494 amino acids)
Biological process (GO): transmembrane transport
Cellular component (GO): endoplasmic reticulum membrane
Molecular function (GO): transmembrane transporter activity
Source: RefSeq, a predicted model, not a curated record